AUGCGUUCAACAUUGUUGCUGAGUGCCGUCUGUGCGGCCGGAGUCUGGGGUACGCCGCUCGACAUCGACAAGCGCGUCUAUGAAACCGACUGGAGCUAUGUCACCCUCACCGAGACCUCCACUGCCCAGCCCGUGGCAGCAGCUACCACCACCUAUGCCCCUGCGCAGGCCGUGCAGGAGACCGAGAACGUCGUCACUGCCGCCCCUGUGACUUCCACCAGCACCCUCCCUCCUGCCCCGGCGCAAACCACCACCUUGGCUCCCGCUCCCGCCGACAACGAUAACAACAACAACGCCAACGCUAACACCAACAAUGUUGCCAACGACGUUGGCAGUGUUGUCGAUAGCAUCCUGCCUACGGCCUUGACUUCCAGCUGGUCCACCGAGUGGACAUCGACCCCCACGCAGGCUCCUACUACCAUGUCCUCGACCACCUCCAGCGCUGGUUCGCAGGGCACCAACGCCUACCAGCAGGCCAUCCUGUACCAUCACAACAUCCACCGCAGCAACCACUCGGCCAACUCCUUGACCUGGUCCGACAACUUGCAGGCUAGCGCCCAGAAGUUGGCUGCUCGCUGUGUCUACGAGCACGACACGAGCAUUGACGGCGGUGGUUACGGUCAGAACAUUGGCUACGGUGUCGAGGAGAGCAACAUUGGCCAGAUGAUCACCAACCUGAUGUACAACGAUGAGAUGGGCUUCUUCUCCGACCUGUACGGCUUGGCCAGCCCGCUCAUGGCGCUGUUUGACAGCUGGGGUCACUUCUCCCAGAUCGUCUGGAAGUCCACGACCCAGGUGGGAUGCGCCACUGUCAUGUGUGACAGCCUGGGCAACAUCGAUGCCAGCCGAUCUCUUCCGUUCACUGUGUGCAAUUACAACCCUGCAGGAAAUACCGGUGGGGAAUAUGCCGACAAUGUGCUCAAGCCUCUCGGACAGCCCAUGUUCACGGCAUAA
Aspergillus chevalieri is the source of this 954-nucleotide messenger RNA. Its product is annotated as CAP domain-containing protein. The coding region runs from base 1 to 954 and encodes 317 amino acids. The transcript is spliced from 2 exons. Gene Ontology annotation, cellular component: extracellular region. The record is from RefSeq and is a predicted model, not a curated record. Lineage: Eukaryota; Fungi; Ascomycota; Eurotiomycetes; Eurotiales; Aspergillaceae.